Molecule: messenger RNA, 1779 nt
Organism: Micropterus salmoides (largemouth bass)
Lineage: Eukaryota; Metazoa; Chordata; Actinopteri; Centrarchiformes; Centrarchidae
Gene: ppp1r3da
Product: protein phosphatase 1, regulatory subunit 3Da
Exons: 2
Coding region: 278-1225 (315 amino acids)
Biological process (GO): regulation of glycogen biosynthetic process
Cellular component (GO): protein phosphatase type 1 complex
Molecular function (GO): protein phosphatase 1 binding; glycogen binding
Source: RefSeq, a predicted model, not a curated record
UCUUAAAUUACUCAAUCUCCCGUGCAACGUCAUGCAGGGACACUGGUUCGUUUGCAGCUUCCUGUAAACUGCGCGCACGUUAGCUGAUCUCAAUAGAGAGCAAGCCACGGACAUGACGAUUAUGAAUGUGGUGACAAAUUACAAAUCGUGUAAUGUGGUCGCGGACACUCCAUGACGCACGGAAACGCGCUGCUUUAAUAAAUUCUACAUUAAAUGGAGGAGCGAGCUUAGGCUACGGCCACCCUGCAGCGUGGAUGUAACUAACGCUUCGUAUCAUAUGGUAUGCAAGACAGCAGUUCCCAUGGCCAGACGGUGGUUUAUUGGACGUGAGGGGAUUCCCUCUACAAAAUCUGAAGAGCAGAUGCCCAGCUCUUACAGCAGUGUCUCAAGGCCCUGCAUGACAAUCAACCUGACUGAAAUGCUUCGUGCUGACAAACCUAAUGCAGGAAAAAAGCCAAUUCCAAUCCGCCCCCCAAGUCCUAGAGUCUCCCUGCCAAGGGGACAAGAGUUCCGACGCAGUCACUCUUGUGAACCUAUGCCAAAACCCAUUAUCCGACAACGGUCACACUCUCUGCCUUCCUCCACAGAGAAGAAGAAGAAAUGCAGAAAUGUUGGUGUUCGGUUUGUAGACUCUCUGGGGCUCGACCUGGAAGACAUCAGACUUUUCAAAUCUGGAGAGGAUCCAUCUGUACCACAUCAUGUCACCUUUAGAUUGUUGAUGGGUGCAGAGUUGGCCGAUGGAAGGCAUCUGGAGAUAUCUUUGCCAUACUUGAAACCGGUUUUUGCCCAACAACCUGGUGACCAGCCAGGAUUCCUUCAUCGUCUCCAUAUGCAGAAAGUGUGUCUGGAAAGAGUCUUGUGUUUUGAACUGGGUGUCAUUGGAAUCACCCAGGUACUCAAUUUGGACUUUGAGAAAGAUGUCACCGCUCGAUAUUCAUUCACAGAGUGGAAGAGCUGCACAGAAACUAAGGCCUCUUGGGUGUCCACCGUCACCAAGACCUGUGAAGGAGGAAGAGGCCAACUCAGUUAUGAUACAUUUCGUUUCCACUUGCCUGUUCCUCCAUUCCUGCAGCCAGGAGCAGUAUUACAGUUUGCCAUUCAGUACAAAGUCUGUGGGGCUGAAUACUGGGACAACAAUGAUGGAGAGAAUUAUAAGUUAGUUUGCCAUAAUUACAAGCUCACGGUGCCCAAAGAAUGCGAGGAUAGCAUGGUGCACUUCAUUUAGGAUGCUGACUAAAGGUAGAAGAAAUCUAUUUAGAGCACUUUAUGACUGCUGUCAGCAAGACCUAUUAAAAAUGUAUAACUACAUUGUUACAUUUGUUAAUUUUGUGUAGACUAGUGCUGGCAACUAACUAAUCAAGAGUAAAAUUAACAAACACUAGUGCACUUAUACAUAAAGCCAACUUUAGUGCCACUGUUUUACUUUUGUGUUUUCUUUUUAAAAAUUGCACUGUAUUAUUUGAUUUCACGUCAUUGUACUUUAAUGUGAAAAUAUCCAAUGAAAGUGACACCUCCUGAGCAUUACAAAAAACACACUAAUUAAUGCACUUCAGUCCACUGUUUUCUUCCAGCUGGGUAUUUGACAUAGAAAAUAGUUUUAUACAAUGCAGGCUCAGGGUCUUCUGAACCAUUUUGGAUUUUCAGAUAUUCAGAAUUUAUUUUUGAGUCAAAUGUCAAAUUUACAAACCAUGCAAUAGAUGAAAUUGUAAUGUAUUUUAAUUAAUCAGAAAACAAUGCUUACUUUUUUUUUUUUAACAAUAAAGCACAAACACUAUGUUG